CCAACGGUCCCACAUGAUCCGAGUCCUGAAGAACCCAGAGGUUCUGCUGCCUCCCUCACACCUGCUUGCUCUCCUGUCGGACGACGGCUCGCCGGGAAACUCGCUGGUUGGAGCUGAAACCAGCAGACAACUGGAGGAGGAACUGGGAUUCCUGAAGGUCGAUACUGGUGCGUGUUCAGAGGUCAGAGGUCAGAGUCCGCCGGGGCAGCAGACCGUCCGACCACCAAACACGCCGACCCGAACCUCAGAGCAACGCUGAGCGCCGUCUGAGCAGAAGGUGACCUCCGUCUGACCGUCAUGGCGGUGGGCCUGCAGCUGGUGGGUCUGGUUCUGGGCGUUCUGUCCUGGUGUCUGCAGUCCAGCAGCACCUCCUCGCACACCUGGAAGACGAAGAGUCACAUGGAGGCGGUCACCACCAGCCAGUGGCAGUUUGAGGGUCUGUGGAUGAGCUGCGCCGCCACGGCGCUGGGCUCGGUCCAGUGCAGCAAGUUCAAGACGGUUCUGGGACUGUCAGCUCACCUCCAGACGUGCAGAGCCCUGAUGAUCCUGUCUCUGCUGCUCGGCCUCGUCUCCAUCCUCCUCUCCAUCCUCGGCCUGAAGUGCACCAAGAUCGGCAGGACGUCCGCCAAGGUCAAGGAGCAGAUCACCCUGAGCGGGGGGGUGCUGUUCCUGCUGUCAGGUGUGUUCACGCUCACCGCCAUCUCCUGGUACGCCGCCAGAGUCAUCCAGGACUUCUACGACCCGCUGUACCCGGGGAUGCGGUUCGAGCUGGGGACCGGUCUGUACCUGGGCUGGGCGGCAGCGGGACUGGCCAUCCUGGGGGGGUCCAUGCUGUGCUGCUCCACCUGUGGGGGGGCGGCUCUCAGCCCCGCUACGCAGCCGUUGUACUUCUCCAGGACCAGCAGGGGGCCGAGCAUCUACAGGGCCGCUCCGGCCUCCGACAACAGCAGCGCCAAAGCCUACGUCUGACCCCGUCUGACCCCGUUUGACCGAGUCAGACCCCUUCUGACCCCUUCUGACCCCGUCUGACCCCGUUUGACAAAGUCUGACCCCGUCUGACCCCGUUUGACCCAGUCUGACCCCGUCUGACCCCGUCUGACCCCGUCUGACCCCACCUGACCCCGUUUUACUCAAUCUGACCCUGGCCUCAGUAGACACUUGUGGGUGCAGUUCCGUCAGUGUCCAGCAGGGGGCUCGACCGCGACACAGAUGAUGAGUUAUUUAUUUAAAAACAGAAAGUUUGCUGUAACUCUCUGGAUGGAAACAACAAUAACGGCAGUUCACGUUUUUGGCCACCAGGAGGCGACAUUUCUCCUCCUGUGAACCCCAGUUUCAGCUCCAGGUUUAUUCAUGAUCCUUCACAGGUCUGAAGAUGAAAACCAAUGUCAUGUGAUCAGAACCUUCUGUCUAGACUUACCGGUCCAUUCUGGGUCGGGUCAGGGGAGGGGGGGCGGGUGAAUCCAUCAUGAUCCGGGGGAGGGGGGGUUAGGCUCUGGAACCAUUUUAGAAGAACUUUGCUCACAAUGUAUUUUGCAGAAAAAGCUCGACAUAAAGAACAUUUCUGAUGGACAGAACUCCUGGAUGGGUUCUGUUGGUACUGACCCAAAACACUGAACUGGACCGUCACUUUCUGCUUUAAGCCCCGCCUCCUUUUGUCUUCCGAAGCGAGAUCACAUCCUGAUGAAUGUAAAGAUGUUUUCCAGGAUAAACUGUUUUUCAGAAUUUUCCAUCUUCAAUGUUCUUGAAGGUCCAUCAGCUGAUGAAGGUCAUGAUGGACCUUCAUCAGAUGAUGGAGCUUCAUCCUGGAUUCUAUCGUCCGUGUCUAAGCUCCUCCCCUCCACACCUGCUGGUCUGACAAACAUUAAACUGGUUUCAUUUUGGUGAAUUGAUCAUUGAAUCCCGAUUAACCUCAUUUUAAGUGUCCGCUCUGAUCAUCUGUUCAUCUGUUUUCAAAGUGUUCCCACUUUUUUUUUUUUUUUAAAAUAAUGAUUCAGUUUUUAGCCAAAAAUCUCAAAUCUGUGUCGUUUUCUAGGACAAAGUUCUGCAGAGCGGCAGGAGUUCAGUAGAAAUUCACAUCUGAGUCGUGGGGGAGACUGUUGACGUGGGAGUAAGCCUCCACUGAUAUCCCAUCAUCCCUUAGUUUACAUGCUUUCCCACCAGCAAUAUCAUUUCUAUCCAGCCGUAUGGUUCUGAUCCAGAUUCCAGCUCAGAGGAAAACACAGACAUUCAUGGAUCUGUCUGUAUCAGAAAGGGGCGGGGCUUGAAGACUGGCCUGCUGUUGUACCGUUACAAGGUUCUUCCAAAUGUAUUCGUCUGCUCCUGAUUCACAUUCGAAUAAAGAAAUCCUCAUCCAG
This is a messenger RNA of Oryzias melastigma (Indian medaka), 2354 nucleotides long. Its product is annotated as claudin-19. Gene Ontology annotation, cellular component: plasma membrane; bicellular tight junction. Bases 298 to 969 code for a protein of 223 amino acids. Gene Ontology annotation, molecular function: structural molecule activity. NCBI's taxonomy places the organism in Eukaryota, Metazoa, Chordata, Actinopteri, Beloniformes, Adrianichthyidae. The transcript has 6 exons. The record is from RefSeq and is a predicted model, not a curated record. Gene Ontology annotation, biological process: cell adhesion; bicellular tight junction assembly.